AUGUCUUUCGAAACCGUAAUGCCCCCCUUCAACUCGACCGACCCCAACGCCUCCUUCCUGAGCUCUUCCGCCUACGACUUUCUCCUCAUUGAGCUCGUUCCCCUCGCAUACCGCGUCACGCAGGAGCUCGACAGCGCCGCCACUGCAAACAGCGGCUCUCCAGACCCCGCACCAGCUUCGGCCGACACGGCUUCGGUCAGCCAGCGCGCGGCGUCGAGCGUGACGGGCGGCGGCGGCGGCACGGCGGCGAGCGCAGGCCAGAAGAUGGACGAGGAUGAGGAGAAGGAUGCCGUUUUCUACAGGUUAGAGAAGCUGGGAUACCGUGUCGGCCAAGGGCUCGUGGAACGCUUUUCGCGCGACAGGCCACGAUUCAACGACACGCUCGACGUCAUCAAGUUCCUCUGCAAAGACUUGUGGUCACUCGUCUUCAGGAAACAAGUGGAUAACCUCAAGACAAAUCACAGGGGUGUCUACGUUUUGACGGACAACAACUUCAGGCCGUUUGCAAGGAUGAGCACCGAAGUGGGAGGGCAGGCAGUCUUGCGAGCACAGCCGUUCUUAUGGUUCCCUUGUGGCAUCUUGCGUGGAGCGCUGGCUGCUUUGGGCGUGGAUGCGACUGUUCAGGCCGAAACGAACGAGCUCCCCGCCGCCGUCUUUCAGAUUAAAACGCUUGCUCCGAAAACGUAG
Messenger RNA from Verticillium alfalfae VaMs.102, 687 nucleotides. Its product is annotated as trafficking protein particle complex subunit 6A. Gene Ontology annotation, cellular component: trans-Golgi network; cis-Golgi network; TRAPP complex. NCBI's taxonomy places the organism in Eukaryota, Fungi, Ascomycota, Sordariomycetes, Glomerellales, Plectosphaerellaceae. Bases 1 to 687 code for a protein of 228 amino acids. The transcript is spliced from 4 exons. The record is from RefSeq and is a predicted model, not a curated record. Gene Ontology annotation, biological process: regulation of GTPase activity; endoplasmic reticulum to Golgi vesicle-mediated transport.